Messenger RNA from Quercus robur (English oak), 1998 nucleotides. RefSeq names its product putative glycerol-3-phosphate transporter 5. Gene Ontology annotation, molecular function: transmembrane transporter activity. Gene Ontology annotation, cellular component: membrane. The record is from RefSeq and is a predicted model, not a curated record. The transcript has 2 exons. Gene Ontology annotation, biological process: transmembrane transport; phosphate ion homeostasis. NCBI's taxonomy places the organism in Eukaryota, Viridiplantae, Streptophyta, Magnoliopsida, Fagales, Fagaceae. Bases 303 to 1793 code for a protein of 496 amino acids.
GAUCUGCUAACAAUAUUGGUCAAAACCAAAAAAAAAAAACAUUAACCUUUUACCCACAGUACCAAAAAAGCCCCUUUCAGACACUGCAUCUUCUUCUUCCUCCUCGAUAGUCAAUCAAUGUCGUAGUGUCCGAAAAAAGAAUUAAAACCUUUUCCUCUGUAUGAAAUUCCUUUGUAUUCUAAAUUCACAAAUUUCAAUUUGCACCCCCAAAAAAAAAAAAUCCAUCAUAUUCUUUCUCAGUAAUCACACUCACAGUUUGUGUAGAAAUCCAUGAAUAUUGACUAUAAUCCAAUCGCAAAAAAAUGCAACCCAAAACCCCAUCCCUAGCUCCAGCUCUGACCCUCUUCCCAAAUCUCAAGCCUCCUCACAAAACCCUACUGUUCCAUCAAAUUCUAGUCCUAACCAUCACAUUCUUCGCCUAUGCUUCUUUCCACGCCUCUCGUAAACCCCCAAGCAUCGUCAAGAGCGUGCUUGGUCCCACACUCGAAACCAACAAUUCGACCUCCAUUGAUACCGGUUGGGCCCCAUUUGAUGGGCCUCAAGGGACCCACAGGCUCGGCGAGGUCGACCUCGCGUUCCUGUCUUCCUAUUCGAUAGGAAUGUAUUUCGCCGGCCAUUUGGGUGAUCGAAUGGAUUUGAGGCUGUUCCUUGUGUUUGGGAUGAUGGGAAGUGGUGUUUUUACAAUGGUUUUUGGAUUUGGGUAUUGGUUGGAUUUGCAUUUGUUGGGUUUUUUCGUUGGGGUUCAGAUUGUUUGUGGUUUGUUUCAGUCAAUUGGGUGGCCUUGUGUGGUGGCAAUUGUGGGGAAUUGGUUUGGGAAAUCUAAGAGGGGUUUGAUCAUGGGGGUUUGGAAUUCACAUACCUCGGUUGGGAACAUUAUUGGUUCGGUUGUUGCUUCCGGGGUUUUGGAAUUCGGGUGGGGUUGGUCUUUUUUGGUGCCUGGUUUGUUGGUGAUUGUGGUUGGGAUUUUGGUGUUUAUGUUUCUUGUUGUGAGUCCUGAGGACUUGGGGUUAGAGUGUCCUGGAAUGGAGGUUGAGAUGAAUGUGGAGGUGAAUGGGGAUUCGGAGAGAGUGGUGUCGGAGGAAGCGGGGCUUUUGGGAAAUGAGAGUUUGGAUACUUUGUCGUCUGCAAUUGGUUUUUUGGAGGCAUGGAGGCUGCCGGGUGUGGCGCCUUUUGCUUUCUGCCUUUUCUUCUCGAAGCUGGUGGCUUACACUUUUCUGUAUUGGUUGCCCUUCUACAUUAGGCAUACAGCUGUUGCUGGUGUGUAUUUGUCACACAAAUCUGCUGGGAUCCUCUCAACAAUUUUCGAUAUUGGAGGGGUCUUUGGUGGAAUUUUGGCAGGAUACAUAUCUGAUUUGAUUGAUGCUCGUGCGGUUACUUCAAUCUCAUUCUUGUUACUAUCAAUUCCAGCCCUUGUUUUCUACCGUGUAUAUGGAGGCCUCUCUAUGUUUGCCAACAUUGGAUUGAUGUUUCUUUCUGGAUUGCUUGUAAAUGGUCCAUACUCACUCAUUACAACGGCUGUUGCUGCCGAUCUUGGUACCCAGAGUUUUGUUAGAGGGAAUUCCCGAGCAUUAGCUACUGUAACUGCUAUUAUAGAUGGUACUGGUUCUGUAGGGGCAGCGCUUGGUCCACUAUUGGCUGGGUAUAUUUCCUCUAGAGGAUGGAACAGCGUCUUUUUUAUGCUUAUUCUUGCUAUUUUCUUUGCGAUUUUGUUCUUGAUUCGUGUUGCAAGAACUGAGAUUAAAGGGAAAUUGAAUGAGGGAAAAUGGUUUUGGAACAGCAUAAGCUCACAUUGAUUGUGAAUUUCUUUGAGGCAUGAAUCAUGUUUCUUAUUGUACCUUUAUAGGAGGGAAGAGUGUAUUUCACAUAGGAAACAACACAUAGAUAGAGAAGUUACUUGAGUGAUCAUACAUGUACGUCUUUCUUGUAUCUCAUUCUUUAUUCAUAGAUAGUGUUUAUACAUGUACAAGAACUACUUAUCCAGAUAGAGUAUUUUUUCCA